AUGACCACUCCAGCCAAGCCGACGAAGAACUUCCGCUUUGUAACCGGGAACGACCCGGACUUUUUCAAAGAUAAAAAGAUCGUCAGCGCGAACCGGUCGUUCGUGAUGUUCCAGCAGGCGAAGAAGCCGUGCGAUGGGAUCGACCCCCUGAAACCUCAACCGCAGAGGGUCGAGAAGGCAUCUAAACGGUGCGAUGCCAGUAGGCCGCAGCCACGCACUGCUUCUAUCCCUGCGGGCGCCGUCACUGAAACCCCUUGCCCCCCUGGCAUGUCCAGUGAUGAUGCUCUUGGGCUUUUCCGGGGUGAUCGAAGGGCUCGGAAACGGCUGGUGGAUCGGCCACAGCCAAAUCAACGAGUAUUAAAUCAGAUAUUGUCGUUGAAGGCGGAGGACCUCCCGUUCGCUACGCCGAACGCUACCGACAUGUGCUCGUUCUACGCAUUAUUGCAGACUGAAGCAGCACAAGGAGUCCUUGCAUCGCGAGGAAAACUGACGGAUGGCCAGCUAUUGUUCGAAGCAGCCUAUGAGGGGUUUAUGUCGACGUUCCCUCUACGAGUCGUUGGUUCCCCCCAUGACACUUUUGAGGUACUUCCGAAAUUCAAGGGAGAUUUCAAGAGCUCGAUGGAAGAGUUAAAGUGUCACUGCAGCGCGACUUUUUCCUGCCCAAACCUGGGCCGAACCUGGAUCCCGAAAGCAACCUCCAGUAAACUCUCUUUCCUGAGUACCCUUUGCAUUUCUGCGGCGCAUCUUGAUGCGAUGAGAGGAGAGAGAAGCAUAUGGGCUCCACUCAUGGGUCAGAUGAUUCCCCUGCUCAGGAUAAUGACUGCAGACCGGACCCUAAACACGAGCGAUCAAGCCAUCAUCUCCGUACUCCAAGUCCUACUAGGGACGAUGAUUGCUUGCCAGGAGGUGUCCAGCAAUAUCCACUGGCAAGGACUGGCGCAAUUGGUGACGCUUAGGGGAGGGCUGCUUCAGCUAGACCCUGUCAUCGCGAUGAUGAUUUCCAUACACUCUGUCGAGAGCUCCAUCCUCUCCGAAUCUCCGAUUGUCCCUGAAUAUCUGGAGUUCUUACGCCAACGCCGAGAAAGAUCCCAGCCUGGCCAACCCAUCCGGUAUUCACCCCUUUACAGCAACCAAGUCGAACUCAUGGAACUCCGCCAUGAUCCUUAUUGCUCUCAUAAUACGUACGAGCUGCUGUGCGAUAUAUACAGCCUCACCAACCUCAUUUCCAUCAUGCGGAGCCCGAUUGCCGAGCUCAAGAACUUCCAAUCUCUGGACGACAUGGAAGCGGAGCGCCAGUCCAUCUGUGCCCGAAUCGCUUGCCUCCCCUCCGCAUUUUCCGGCGAUUCGAAAGAUCUCAGUCGCCGAGCCAGAAUUGUAAGGUAUCGAUUCGAAUCUUGCCGGAUUGCGGCACUGAUCUACUCGAACGCCAUCCUCAACGGAUGCUCCUUUUCCUACGCCGCAAGUCAGAUCACCCCAGCCUUCGCAUCUAGCGUGAAGAAGGAUCCGGCUCCGCGCCAGAAUGGCCGAAACACUCGAUCCGAUUCUCUCCCAUCGAUUUAUCGAAAUCGCCCAGUCACUAUCACUUCGUAUCUCAAGCAGCUCCUUGCAAGAUCCGACACCUCGGGCCUCUGGGGUCCGCUCUCGGGAGUGCUGCUCUUCGUGGCACUAAUCGGCGGCACUGCGGCUCGAGAAAACCUGCCGGUCCCGACAUCGGCGACCGAUCUAGGCACUGACAGCUACAACGUCAAAGACAGGAGCUGGAUGGCUGCCGUCGCAGUCCGUUGCGGGGUGCAGCUGGGAUUCGAGUACCAAGGCACGAUGGAGAAGACGUUGGUAGCGCUGGCGGACGUAACGAGGAUGUCUGAACGGUGUGAUUCGGCAGUGGUGGAAGGAUGGCGUGCCUCCCAGGAACCAGAGAUUUUGGAAAAGAGCUUACAUGACGGGAAUGGCAGCCUGGGGAAUACGUCCGCUCCGCAAACCCGGUUCACAGAGGCUACGACGAACGAGAUCCAUAUAGAAAGGGUCUCUGAAGGUUGGCCAAGUACCACAGGCCAGGCUGAUCCUAGCUCGAUUGACUGGGGCUUCCUCAAUGGAAUUUGA
This is a messenger RNA of Eremomyces bilateralis CBS 781.70, 2100 nucleotides long. RefSeq lists its product as uncharacterized. Bases 1 to 2100 code for a protein of 699 amino acids. The transcript is spliced from 3 exons. NCBI's taxonomy places the organism in Eukaryota, Fungi, Ascomycota, Dothideomycetes, Eremomycetales, Eremomycetaceae. The record is from RefSeq and is a predicted model, not a curated record.